Messenger RNA from Penicillium canariense, 1794 nucleotides. RefSeq names its product GTPase-activating protein GYP1. The record is from RefSeq and is a predicted model, not a curated record. Lineage: Eukaryota; Fungi; Ascomycota; Eurotiomycetes; Eurotiales; Aspergillaceae. Gene Ontology annotation, molecular function: GTPase activator activity. Gene Ontology annotation, biological process: activation of GTPase activity. The coding region runs from base 1 to 1794 and encodes 597 amino acids. The transcript has 8 exons. Gene Ontology annotation, cellular component: Golgi apparatus.
AUGACAGACAAAAAGGGGCAGCAGGAAAUGGUUCAGUUGGCGGGCGGUGCAGACAACUCCGAACGCGCAGACUCUCCUUUCUGGGCUGGUCGGAAUGCAUCCCUGAACCAGGGUUCGUCAAAAGCCUACGGAAAGAACACAGUUGUUGGCGCCUCAUACUCUCACGCCAACAUGGUUCAAGGCGCGUCGUCUCACCAACGAACCAAGACACCGCCCCGGCCAUUGGGAAAUGCCCCGUACCCCGCGUCGCACCUGGCGAACCGAUCUGGAAACGUGGUAGCCUCACCUCCCCGACAAACAUAUCCUGGGAUCAUGACACAAGGCGUAGAUGAAUGGAGCCGGGAUCCUACCGAGGAUGAAGAUGACGACGACGACGACGACGAGAUUGUUUACGAUGAUGAUGAAGAUGAAUUCGGACUUCCCAGCCUUGCCAGCAUGCGCAGAAAGAAGGAGGUACCUUUUCAAUCGAAGAAUAUGGAUCCUGGCAGAGCAAUGGGAGGUAACCCUACAUCUCUGGGAUUCGGCAUGGCCGCCGCGAACAGACAACGCGCCAAUAGCUCGGAUAUCGCCGAGGAACGCGGAACCCCAAUGUACCCAACUGCGCACAAGGGCGAAGGGAAAAUCCUACGGCCACAGUACAAGGAUAUCUUGCAAGAUCCUGCAAACGCUUUGAAUCUCAUCAAUCACUCGGCCCCACCCUCCAAUGCCUCCCCGAAGGAGAGGGAGAUGCAUUCGAGUCACAUCACGCGGAUCAAUAAAUUCAAGCGCAUUUUGCAGGCUAGUACUGUGUCUCUUACCGAGUUGCGGGACCUAGCAUGGUCUGGGGUUCCUGAAGAGGUUCGGCCAAUGACCUGGCAACUUUUGCUUGGAUAUCUCCCAACAAAUAGUGAACGACGUAUAUCGACACUCGAGAGAAAGCGCAAAGAAUAUUUGGACGGAGUACGACAAGCCUUUGAACGCGGCAGCUCCGCUGCCACGAACCCCCCUGCCUCGAGCAUGGGACGUGGAAGAGGACUGGACGAGGCCGUCUGGCACCAGAUCAGUAUUGAUGUUCCUCGGACCAGCCCUCAUAUCCCUCUCUAUGGCUACGAGGCCACUCAACGGUCUCUAGAACGAAUCCUCUAUGUGUGGGCCAUUCGUCACCCGGCGAGUGGCUACGUGCAAGGUAUUAACGACCUGGUUACCCCUUUUUGGCAGGUUUUCCUAGGAGUGUACAUUACCGAUCUCAACGUUGAAGAGGGCAUGGACCCGGGCCAGCUACCUCGCAGCGUUCUGGAUGCGGUGGAAGCUGAUACGUUCUGGUGCCUGACCAAACUUCUCGACGGCAUCCAAGACAACUACAUUUAUGCCCAGCCGGGCAUUCAGCGACAGGUCAAAGCCUUACGGGAUUUGACGAAGCGCAUUGACUUGGCCCUGGCCAACCAUCUAGAACAAGAGGGUGUGGAGUUUAUGCAGUUCAGUUUCCGGUGGAUGAACUGUUUGCUCAUGCGGGAAAUGAGCAUAAGGAACACGAUUCGCAUGUGGGAUACGUAUAUGGCCGAGGAGCAGGGCUUCUCACGAUUCCACCUAUACGUUUGUGCUGCAUUCUUGGUUAAAUGGACAGAUCAGUUGGUGAAGAUGGAUUUCCAGGAGGUGAUGAUGUUUCUCCAAGCACUGCCUACAAAGGACUGGACCGAGAAAGAUAUUGAGCUCUUGCUCAGCGAAGCUUUCAUCUGGCAGAGCUUGUUUCAGGACUCACGCGCUCAUCUCCGGCCAACUGGGAACGAACCUCCUGAAAAUGGUAUCUUUUAUUGA